AUGGGCGAGGGCGACAACGACGCGCUCGACAACGACUCGAUCGUGGUCUGCGACGGGUGCUGCUGCUGCUACGACGGCCUGCUCUUCGGGGAUGGGUGCUUGGGGUGCAUGGCGAGCGAGACCAUGUGCUGCCUGGAGGUCGAGUACUGCUGCAAGUCAGGCGCGCCGACGCUCUGCUGCGUCUGCUGCGCGAUCCGCUGCGUGUCGCCCACCGUGUGCAUCAAGUCGCAGGGCCAGAUGUGCUGCCUUGCCGGGGCGGCCGCCAUCCCGUGCGACGAUGAGGUCCCUUGCCUGGUGGGCUCGUGCGGCAUCGUUUGCUACCCCACGAUCGCCAUCUGCAAGACGCUGGGCGAGAUCAAGGGCGGGGGCGGCGGGGAUGGACCCCCGGCCGAGCAGGUGGGCUGAGGCCAGUGAGGUGGAUCAUUGCAACCGCUCUGCCUGCUGAUGACACCAGCACGGCCAGUGCGGCCCGACAGCCACGAAUGGCUUCGGUGCUUUCAUGCACAAAGGCGAGCCCGGCUAUAAUUUGUGGUGAUGUUGAUGCGUAUGUUUGAGGGAGUACACAAAGAGCUGCGCAGAA
Messenger RNA from Prorocentrum cordatum, 580 nucleotides. The record is from the annotation of a GenBank genome assembly. NCBI's taxonomy places the organism in Eukaryota, Dinophyceae, Prorocentrales, Prorocentraceae.